Messenger RNA from Plasmodium coatneyi, 6261 nucleotides. Its product is annotated as Amino acid transporter. The transcript is spliced from 3 exons. Lineage: Eukaryota; Apicomplexa; Aconoidasida; Haemosporida; Plasmodiidae. Bases 1 to 6261 code for a protein of 2086 amino acids. The record is from RefSeq and is a predicted model, not a curated record.
AUGAAUAUAAAAUGGUUACCAAAUAUAUCUCUUAUUAAUUAUAAAAAAAAAAAUGGAAAACAGAAAUUUGUGAGGAGCCGCAAGAGGUUUCGUACCAUAACAUGGAAAUACACCAAAACAAUUGGUCCCUUUGCUUCGUUUAUAUACAUAUUUAACCAGAGCAUAGGAUCAGGCCUAUUUGACAUUCCAAGCUUAAUAGACGAAGUAGGAUGGAUCCCAGUAAUUUUCGGAAACCUGUUCGUCUGUUCAGUGGCUGUUUUUUGCAGCCUGAUGAUAUUAAGAGCCAUGACGAUGAUACCCAAGAACAAAAAUUUCGAGCAGAGAAUAGAAUACAGUGCAGUUAUAAAAUAUUUCAUGUCCAAUGAAAAAUAUAAAUUUGUUUCCUUUCUUUACCACUUAGGAAAUUUAUGUAAUAAUAUUUGUGGCAUACUUAUCAUAUCAAAAAUAGUAGACAUGUUCAUUAUUAAAUUAUUUGGAAGUACAAUUUUAUUUCAAGUCUAUCCCCAGAUAAAGGUGUCGAAAUGCUCUUUGUCUCUUUUGGAUUCCAUGUACAAUGGUUAUUACUACUCCAGCACAGGCCAUUACGAAACGGUGGUCAUUGGGGGAGUUACCAUAGGUUACAUUAUUAAUGCAAUUAUAUGUAUACAUUUAUCAUCCAAAGGGUUGGAAGAAACUAUAAAUUAUCAGUAUGUCGUUUUUAUGAUUUUUAUGACGUCAUUUUUGUAUCUCUCCGUUUCUUCCACCAUAUAUUUGCUAUCCCAGGAUUAUGUGGACCAAAAUGGGGCAUUGAGCAAAGUGGACGUGUAUAACAAUUUAAUAUUAAAUAGGGCUCAUUUAGAAACUGAUUUGGUGAAAAAUUAUCGCAAGUAUAAAGAAAUAAAUCAUGUUCCAAAAAAUCCCGAGUUGUAUAGAGCUGAUCCAUUUUUUGAUCAGUGCCCAGUUAUGGACAAGUUGGGAAGAAAUCCCUUUUCAGUAGAAACUAGCAAAAAUGAAAAGGUGAAUAGAAUAAAUCAUGAUUUGAGAAACUUCCAGAGGGAGGUACAAAUGGGUUCACUACACAGAAGAGGAAAAGCAUUCAGCUGCUCCUGUCUUUCGCUAAACUCUUUGUACCAAAAAAAGGCAUACAUUUUUCGCAAUAAUAUUUUUUACUUCACCGUGUCGAGUUGCUUAUACAGAUUGAAUAUCAAAAAUGCUAUCUCGUUGCAGCAUUUUUAUUCGGUAUACAAAAUUUAUUACUCACCGAAGAGCAGCAAUGGGGGAGUUGCAAGUCGAAAAAGGGCCGAGUGGAGACACACCAAAAAGGGGGAGAGCAAAAGGGAAAAACGGAACAAUCACAUAGGGGAAAAAUUUAGCGGGGCACAUUACCCCAACCGGGGGGAAGAAGCUCAGAAAAAGAACAAAAUGUUCUUUACAAAUUUGUACUACAUGAUAAGUAGGAUAGAAGGAAUCAAAAGCUACUGUAUGGGAAAAACCUUCGCCAAUUUUAUUGAUUCUUACGGAUUCGUGAGUAACAUCCCAUCGUGGGGAAAUGAAAUAACGGAUGAUGUCAAUGUAUCCAAAGCUAUCUGGCUCACAGUCAUUUUGAGUAGUAUUUUCUACUUCAUAUUUGGCCUUAUAUUUUGUCUGAACAAUUCGUUUCAAAAAAUUAACACCUCAGUUUUGUACCUCUUUAACUUUGUCGCUGUAGCCCCUAAGGUCAUCACGGGUUCUAUAUCCAUGCGUUAUGAUUUAAUGAAUUUGGACAUAUGCUCUGAUAACGUCUCUUUUUUUUUCGGAUGCAUUGCGCCCUUUUUAUCUGCAUGGAUAUUUUCGAAUAGCAUGAUUUUUUCAGAUGCUUUUAAUUAUACAAGUCUAAUUUGUGGCCUCUUUUGUAAUUUUCUGUCUCCCGCAUUUGCGUAUAUAUCAGCAUGUGAAAGAAACAAGUCCUUUUACAAAAACCCAUUAAGAAAGUAUACAAUUGUGAACAGGAAAAAGACAGUCUUCUCGAGCAGUUCGGACAUUCGAAAGGCUCUGGGGAAUAUAAUCGAUACGUUUGACGAUAAUGAUGAGGUGCACGCAGUGGAAGACAGCGAUGACGAGAAGGAGAGGAAAAGGGAAAUGGGGGAAGAUAAUUAUAAACUGCAAUGUGACGAUGAAGAGCAGGAGGAGGAAGGGCUACUAGGGUACAGAAGAUCCUUGUCCUUAAAUCGGUAUGCCAAUCAGAGAGAAUCAAAUAUUUCUUCCAUUAGCAGAAGCUCCUACUUCAAAAUCGUAAACGGAGAAUUCUUACCGAAAAGCUACUCCAAGAACAGCACUGGACAUGACUCCCCAUCAGAGAGAAACUCAAGUGAUUUUAAAUUAUCAAAUAAUUAUGACAGCAAUGCGGGGAUAUAUACACAUGGAGACACGGCCGAAGAGCAGCCACUUCACAUAAACAGAGAUGCGAAAAAGGGAGAUGGCACCAACGACAGUGCCUGUUUGGGAAAAAAGGGGAAGAAGAAGAAAAAAGGCGUGAUGUUUUCUGACGAAAUAGUGGAGUGCUCUUCACGGGAUAUUUUCAAGUCCAAAAGGGUUUACAGUUUUGGUAAAAAUGGGGAGGAAGAGGAGGGCACUCUGAGUAGCGAUCGAUAUACAAAAGGGAGCCACUCAAACGAUAACGACAUUUGUGGAGAAACAAAAGAGAUGUCCUUGGAGCAGCUCAGUCGAACAAACCAACGUGACGAUACAUGGGGAAGCAAAAAUAAUUCCUAUGAAAUUUUAGAAGAUGUUAAGAUGCAAAAAGGAAAAAAGGUAAAGAAAAAAUUAAUGUUUUCAGAUGAGGUUCAACUGUGCAAUGACAUAGACGAAGCUGCAGAAAUGGAAAAAAAAAAUUCCAGAGGAGUAACAUUUAAAGAAGAAUUAAAGGAACCCACUACGGAGGAUGUAAAACAUGCGAAAAAGGAAAAAAAGGAAAUAUCGUUCUCGCUCAAUGUGCAACUUUGCAGUGAAGAAGUAGACGCAAGGCAGUGUAGCCAAUUUAGUAUAAUGGUAAAUGAUGAAGCAGUUCGUGAAAAAAAAGGGGAACAAGGAGGAAACGUGAAUCCAACAAGUGACAUUGAAAAUAUGGUAGGAAAUAGGAACAGUGAGGGGCACAAAACAAUCCUAUUUGAGUACGAAAAUGGAGAAGAAACCGAGUCGGUGGAGCCUCAAAAGGGAGAGCCAGUUUUACCAAGCAUUAACGAGAAUGAACAACAAACUGGGAAAAUUAGCAAAAAGGGAUCUGCAGAUUUGCAUGAGCCUGUGCUGGACAACCUUGUGCAGGAAAGCGUUAACGAGGCAUGUCCAGCGCAAGUUUCCCCUCGCUAUGAAAUAAGAAUAAUAAGUAAUAAUGCAUGCGUAGUUAGUGGCGGAGAAGAGGCAAAAGGGUGCUCAAACGACAGUGGAAAAAAUUGCGAAAUUGACCUUGGCGAUCAAAACGGAACAGCAGUGAAGCAUUCAGAAAAUGAACAUACACCCGGUGCAGACAAAAUAAAACUUAAAGAAAAGGAGAAGAAAGGAGGAAACUUUCUUUGUGUCCAUUUCGAGGAACAUACGCAGGAAGAAACUGCUGCAACGUUGUCCAAAAAUAUAAACACAAAGAUUGAGAACACUAUACAGUAUGAGCGAAUUUUUAGCGACUCCGCAAUAAAUUACGGUGCGAGGAACCAGAUGAAAAUAGGGGAACUGAAAGAAAAUGAGGUUAUAAGAAAAAACAGGAGUUUCGAACAGCACGAACAAAUCUUUAAACGUCAGAGGGAGAAACUAAAGUCUCACUACAAAUGCACCAUAUCGAAUGUGCUAGAAAAAAUUGGCAAUUAUGAUGAUUUAAUACAAAGCAUGGAUCACUUAGAGAGGAAGGAAAUAAACGGAGAAAUUUUUCUGAAGAGCACUUCAAACAGGUUUGAAGAAGGGAACAAACUGGGUUCGUCUAAUCGGAACACCUUAGGCGUGGGUUCUACCAAUGACAAGCCCUUUCUCGAAGACACGCUCGUUGAAGAAGCCGAUGACACGGUUAAUAAAGAAAACACAUUCUUUUCUUUUGAAAAGGAUGAUGCUGUUGUUAUUCCGAAUGUUCUGGUAGACAAAACCUGUGAAAGUAAUAGUGACAUUGGCAAAGGUCGCAAUGGAAGCAAAAAGGUAUUUUUUUCGGAGCAAAUCGAACAGGUGCAAGUACAGGAAACAAGAAGUUUGGACCAUAAAGCCAUGGAAGGAAGGACGUAUAGCAUUCAUUUGAGGAAAGAAAACUCAAAGGAUGAAGAAAUUUUAAUUAAUAACAUGAAAGAUUUAAGUGGAGAACAAUAUUUAAACAAGAACAGUUCGCAACAAGGGCAAUCGUUACACGUAAACCAAAUGAAAGAUCACAUUGGGGGGAACUCACAAAGUUGUCAUUUCGAUGAUGUGUUGACUCCUGAAAAUUCCAACAAUCGUGAGGCUAACAUGAGCACGUGCAAAAUAAAUCUGCUAAUAAAUAACACCAGCUACAGAGAUCAACAAGACGCUCUGCUUAAGCAUUCCAAGUCGGAUGCACUAGCGGGGGAGAAGCACCAUAACAUGAGUGCCCUUUCAACAGAACAAGAUGAAAACACGCAUAAUGAAGAUAAUCCUCCGUCUUUGAGAGAGCACAAAGAUGAUCUGCUUUCAUUUUCAUUUCUAAACAAUUUUAAUAAACAGAAGUGUGCAUCGUGUGAAAUUAUAUCGCCACCUGAACAUGCUGCUAUGCCGCAAAGAAAAAUGAAAACCUUAAAUUAUCAGGACCCUGUCAACGAGAUGGAUAACGCCAAUGAGAAGCUUCAUAAAAAGAACACCCUUUUUGUUAGGCAAAGGAAAAAAUUAAAAUCUUCCUUUCAUACAAACGGGGAUAUGAUAAUAGGCAAUCAUAAAGAAGCAAUACACAAAGAACAAAUUAACGAAUUUCGAAAACAAAUAAGCAAAGAAUCGUGCAUAUUUAAUUAUUACGAUGAUGAGAAAUGCACAGACAUAGCGCAAGGGGAGGCGUGUCAAAUGGAUAAAGAGAAGGUUGAUCAAGUGAUGACUGAAAAUAAAGUUACUGAAAACAAUGCAAAGUUAGAAAUACCAAUACUACAUAUAAUGAAAUCGUAUGAAUCACAAACGGCACCCCCAAACGUAGAUGUGGAAGUGAAAGAUUCGGUGGAAUCUAAAUCCACGGGGGACCCAAGACGAAAAACAUGCUACAAAUUUGCGGACAUUUCGAAAUUGGUUAGUGACAUAGAUUUGUGUGAAUUUGAAUCUGAAGAGAAUGAGAUGCUACAUGGGGGGCAUCACAGCAUGGGAGACAAUAAUGAGGCAAUGCAGGGUGAAGAUAGCGGAGAUCAUUUCUCAACCCCAACGAAUGACGCAAAUUUGGAAUCCAAUAAGCGUGUUAACUUUGACGAGGAAAAGGACACAUCCGCAGAAACCGAAAAACCAGAUGUUGUAAAGGAACUCGAAAGAAUAUACUCCGCAUUGUCAACUAAAUUGCAUUCGGAGGAUUCAGAAAUGUGCACAAAUGAUGACCAUGAUCAUACGGACUGUGUUGAUUUUCGCUGUUUUAAAAUUAUAGACAAUGUUAGCCCCGUCAAACAUUACUACAAUGCUUUCCGUAGAAGUAAAAUUUUAGACUUGAAAAAAUAUGAUCAUAUUUAUUCAAACAACUUUAUGAUAGAUAAGACAAAUAUGGAUCACCUGUGUUCCAUUUUUUUGUUUGGAAAUCCUUUGGAAAGAAAUGAAAAAUAUGCGGAUAAUAAUAAUAAUAAAAGCGAAGAUGCAGGUGAAGAACAGAAAGACACGACUAGCGAUGCUCAGAACGACAAUUCGAACCAAGAAGACAGGUGCGAUUCUACUGUUACUUUUGAGGACCAAAAAGAAAACACUUCUUCCCCUUCAGGUUUGUGUGAAGAAAAGGGUCCUCUUAUUAAACGAUCCUUUUCUGGAAGUUUAGAAAGUCACAGUGAAAUACUCAAGAGAUGUGUAUUUGAAAAAAGUGACCUAAGCGGCAGCGGUGUUCUUUCUCGAAGGAAACCCAACUUAAAAUUUAGCCUCAAUCAGGAAAUUAUAAACACGGAGGAAUUAAACGACAUAUUUCGCAGCAACGACAUCGUUGGAGACGUAAGGAAGAACUCUGACAAAAUAGAAGUCAUGAAAAUUAGGAUUCAUGUGUACCCAGCCCUUCUCCAAAAAUACCAUGUAGAAACAACUUACUUGUUACUGGGAUGUCUAACAGUUUUUUCGUUCGUCGGUAUUAUAACCGAUUUUUUAUUUGGUUAA